Molecule: messenger RNA, 753 nt
Organism: Brassica rapa (field mustard)
Lineage: Eukaryota; Viridiplantae; Streptophyta; Magnoliopsida; Brassicales; Brassicaceae
Product: cilia- and flagella-associated protein 251-like
Source: RefSeq, a predicted model, not a curated record
AUGUACUCUUGGGAGGGGCUCAGCUUCAUGACUAGUACGGUGGGCUUUCCUGAUAGGUUGCAUCCAGAGACUCUGGCGUGCACUAAUCUGGAGGAGGCAAAGGUGUUCGUCAAUGUUGAUGUCUCGAAGACUCUGCCAAAAGAAAUUGAAUUCUCAAAGGAGGGUAAGGAGUUCACAGUAGAGUUCCAUUAUCCUUGGCUUCCAGCAAGGUGCUAUUUGUGUGAGAAAUGGGAUCAUACUGAACGAGUUUGUGUGAAGCGUGGUAAAGCCAAAAACAAGAGUGAUGAUCUGAUUAAAAGUGGUGAGAAAUCAAAAGAAGGAAAGAAAGAGCAGGCGAAGGGUUUGGAGGUUUCAAAUGAAGAAUCCAAAGAAGAGGGUAUGAAAGAAAAUCAAGAAGAGAGUAAUAAUAAUCAGGAGAAGAGUCCAGUAUCAAAUUGGAAGUUCGUCUCACCAGAGAAAGUAGGGAGAUCACCUUUGGAAAAUGUCACUGAAGUUCUGAUCUCUGCAUCAAAGUUUGCGGUGUUAAAUAUGGAUGAUGUAGAAGAAGUUGAGGAAGGAGAAAUAGAGGAUGAUAAGCUAGAGAGUUAUCUGGAGGACAAUUUGGAGGAUAUGGAUAAACUAAGAGAGAUAGAAGGCGAUCUUUUGGAAGAUGAUAUACUGGAGCAACAGAGUAGAGGCAAGGACAAAGCAGUAACAAAAAAAAGGGUUGAAAAGGGGGCCAAAGGCAAAAGCUCAAGAUGCAAAUCCGGCUAA